UAUACUUGACAGCUGCGCUGAGCCGCUGAACGUUUGCAAGUAUUUAUAUUAUAUGCAAGUAAGUAAGUUAUAAAUUGCACAGUUCAAAGUAAACUGCAGUAAGUAACCAGCUCAGCCAACAAACGUUGCAUCAAACGAUGUAUUUCUAUAUAUACCUACUUACUGGCAUGUUAAUUAAUUAAGUUAGUGGCAUACUAGAAUUGUCUGCUAGUGUGGAAUGCACGAAAAAAUAAUAGUAUUUUGUAAAAAACGACUGGGAGACAGUAUACAUGUGCCAGAGAGCGACAGAAAAGAGCUGCUGUUGCUGGUGAUUUGGUGUGGCGUGUGGUGCAGUAGUGCUGGAUGAAUUAGUAUUUGUCUGUACUUAUACUUGAUUCCGCAGCAAAAUUUUCGCUUCGUCACGAGACAUCUAAUAAUUACUUGUGUACUUGACACUUGAUUGUUUUUGGACACGCGGACGUGGAUGAGUCAAAAUUUACUUUUCCAAAAGUGUUCGUACGUAUAAUUACGUAUAGGUAUAGGUUGUACUUAUACACACACAACUGGUACGCGCGUACCACCAGGUCAAGAGGGUAGUCGUAUAAUAGCUAAGUAUAGGCAGAGAGAGGAUGGACGGGAACAAGGAUGAGGCUAAUCGGUGCACCGAGCUAGCCGAGCGAUGUGUCAGGGAAAAGAGGUUUGACGAAGCAGUGAAGUUCCUCAAGAAGGCCCAGAGGCUAUUCCCGACCAAGAAGGCUGAGGAUUUGUUAGCAACUGUAACUUUGAUGUCGAAACAGCAGAGUGCAAAGGUAGAACCCGAGGCAGAGGUUAGAAAGAGGCACGGUAAUGCCAGCAAAAGUAAUGGAGCCCAGACUCAGGCUUCAGCAGCUGAUUAUACAGAUGAACAAAUGGAACAUAUUAAGAGAAUAAAUAAGUGCAAAGACUAUUAUGAAAUUUUGGCUGUCAGUAAAGAUGCCACAGACAGUGAUGUCAAAAAGGCUUAUAGAAAGUUGGCACUUCACUUGCAUCCAGAUAAAAACAGAGCACCUGGAGCAAACGAAGCAUUUAAAGCUGUCGGUAAUGCUGCUAAAAUCCUAAUGGAUCCUGAAAAGAGAAAGCAGUACGACUUGUAUGGAUCAGAAGAAGAAAGACUUAGUACUACAAGGCACUCACAUUCACAUUAUAAUUAUUCACGGGGUGGUUUUGAAGCUGAUGUAACAGCUGAAGAACUAUUUAACAUGUUCUUUGGUGGUUUUCCACAACAAGAAUUUUAUGUCAGAAGAGGUGGUGGCAGGUGGAUGAGACAAAAUGAGGCACAGCAUCAGCAUACUCACUCCCAACAACAAGCAAAUACGUACACUACAUUCCUUCAAAUGUUGCCUGUAUUAUUACUGAUUAUUUUGACUAUGAUGAGCAGUUUUUUUAUGUCUGACCCCAUCUAUAGCUUACAUCAAAGUUCUAAAUAUUCAAUUCAAAGAACUACUCAAAAUUUGAAAGUACCUUAUUUCGUCAAAGACAACUUUCAUACAGAAUAUGAUGGUAAUUUAAAAAGAUUAGAGGAAUUAGUUGAAAAAGAGUAUAUGACGUUCUUACAACAUUCAUGCUUUAGAGAAAGGAAUUACAAAGAGAACAUGAUAUGGAGAGCAAGAAGCUUGGGUGACCAUGAUAAAAUUCAAAAGGCAAGGAAUAUAGACAUGCCAUCAUGUAGGCAAUAUCAAGGCAUGCAAGCAUAGUUUGAAUAGUAAAAACGACUUUCUCUAUGGUUUUGUAAUUUUAGAUUUACUGUAUAUUAAAAUUUAUUGAUUUAUCUUCAAAAUUUAAGCUACAGUUCUAUUCAACAGCUUUUUACAAUCAUGAUUUCAUUACUGUUUAUCAAUAAGUUGUUUUUGGUACUCUAAAGUUAUGUUGUGUGCAAUGAUUGCAUUGUUUGUACACUUUCAGUGAAAUAAAACAAUCAGAUGCAUUUUUAUAUAAAAAUCACCACUUUAGUAAUUAGUACAGUAAUGCAAAUAGUAAAUUUGUUAUUUUAAUAAUACAACUUCAAUUCAUCGUGAAAUGUUAUUCAAAGUUCAAAGUAUAAGAAGAUUUGAAGCUGUAUAUCAUGAAUAUUGUGAAAUAAUUUUUGUACAUAUAGUA
Molecule: messenger RNA, 2115 nt
Organism: Copidosoma floridanum
Lineage: Eukaryota; Metazoa; Arthropoda; Insecta; Hymenoptera; Encyrtidae
Product: dnaJ homolog subfamily B member 12
Biological process (GO): cellular response to misfolded protein
Cellular component (GO): endoplasmic reticulum membrane
Molecular function (GO): Hsp70 protein binding
Source: RefSeq, a predicted model, not a curated record